UUUCAAAUGAACUUUUUUAUCUAGCUGGCAACACUGUUAAUAUGUGAGUGACAUGACGUGAAGUCAGGAACAUGAAGACUUUUGAAUAAUUUGAAUUUGCAAAACUAAAAACUUGUCCGUUGAUAGAAUAAAAGUUGUGUUUUCUUAAACAAAUUCAAGAUCUUCUAGUACCUCUAGUUUUAAUAGUAGCUUGUAAAUGCCAGGAGAAUUUGAUCACGAACCUGUUCAAUCAGAAGAUGAGUUUGAUACGCAAUUGCUGUGUCCAGAUGUCAUUAUCGAAGAAAAGAAUGGUUCCAUCGUUACAACUAAUGACGAUAAUGCUGAAAGUGUUGGUUCACCUUUAGACUACAACAUAAUGGGAAUUAAAGCACGGUUUAAUUUAAAUAUUAGAGAGGAACUACUCAGAUGCGAGAUUUAUAAACCUAGCUACCCCAUACAAAAAAGCCGUCUUCAUUGCACCGCGUGCAAUACUCAUUUAGGCAGCGCUCUAAACUGUGCAAAUAACGUAUUUGUGCACCCCCUAUUAGCCGUGCUAGUAUGCAAUGAAUGUUUCGAGUACUAUACGGCAGGCGGUUUCGAAAAAGACGACGAUGGCGCUGAAAUGUAUUGCAGAUGGUGUGGUCAAGGUGGGCAAGUCUUUUGCUGCAGCAAGUGCCCCAUGGUUUUUUGCAAGCUUUGUGUCAGAAUCAAUUUCACGACAGUACAAUACAGCGCUAUUCGAGAUAGCGACUAUUGGGAGUGUUUCUCUUGCAACCCUUCGCAAAUUAUGCACUUGAAAGUGCAAUGCUACGAAUUUGUCAAGUACGUCACCAGCGAGACAGUACGGAUAAAAAACGGACCACAAUCUGAAUUCUACAUGAGCAUCGAUUAUUCCCAAUGCUGCCUCAAUGCCAGCCGAAAGAAAAGAUCAAAAAGACAGGACCCUGAUUUUGUACCAUACGUCGAAGGUGCCGUUGACAAAAUUAAAAGAUCCAAGUUACAGAAACGAGAAGACAUACCUCAGUGCAUAGUGAAGAAUUUAGUAGAACCUGCAGAUGCUCAAAACUAUUUAAAUAUGUUAACACCACCGAUCAUUAAUGGUCCUAAGAUUACUAGCACCCCGAGUACCACCUACCAAGUCCCAAUCCCAAUCCCGAAACCAAAAGAAAACCUUCCCAUGCCUGCUGUAUACACUACUCCCACUUCUCACUAUUCCACACCACCAUUACUACAAAACCUUAACAUAGCAAACUACCAAUACUGCAAUCAAAACGUUCCAAAAACAAUACCAGUUACAUCUUCUACUCCAACCAUAAGACCGAUACUACCAAAAACCUCGCCACACAUGAGUUUACAUUUUCCCCAAAACCAACUCAGAUUCCCACCACCGAUAUACACAAUCAGACCACCUUUACCCCCGCUAUCGACGUCUAUAAACCGACCGCCGUUAUUUAGAAACACCGCCGAUGGUAGCACCUCUAACGAUACCUCCUCUAGGAUGAUGUCGACGUCCGAGUUUCGUCAAUUAAUCGUAAAAAACUCGCGCGAAAUGGAUAAACAUCUUCUGUCAGUCGCCCUGGCCAAUUCAACGUUCGCAUCCACCUUACUUAAAAUACAUCAGAUUUUCAACGAGGCGAAUAACAUCGAAGAUGUGGUGGUCGUGUACGAUACGAUGCAGAAAUCUUUGAAGAUGAUGACGGAAUCGCUAAUGGACGUCAAAAUUCGUAUCAACGUUGGAUCGAGAGGUGGUGGAGUUCAUCGCGAUGGUACCGGAGGAAAUAGUGCGUGCGAUGUUGGAAAUCAGACUCAAGGUCAUUCAAGAUUGCCCGUAAUAAAAAUGUCGUCUGGUUUGCCGCCGUCGAAUUAUAUUCCGAAGUAAUUUAGUUUU
This is a messenger RNA of Psylliodes chrysocephalus, 1867 nucleotides long. Lineage: Eukaryota; Metazoa; Arthropoda; Insecta; Coleoptera; Chrysomelidae. The record is from the annotation of a GenBank genome assembly.